Molecule: messenger RNA, 1382 nt
Organism: Ananas comosus (pineapple)
Lineage: Eukaryota; Viridiplantae; Streptophyta; Magnoliopsida; Poales; Bromeliaceae
Exons: 6
Coding region: 166-1179 (337 amino acids)
Source: RefSeq, a predicted model, not a curated record
UUCCGUUCCCGUUUUCGCUACUCCUCGUCUCGCUUUCGCGUUCUUUUUUUUUUUUUCUCUCUCUCUUUUACCUUACCUACCAAAUCGCUCUAUACAUCAACUCCAAAUUUCGCAGCUCAGAGGAGAAGAUGAUUUGAACCCACCCUACAUGCUCGUGAGGCUUUAAUGGAUGAUAAAGCAAAAUUAAGUGUCGAUGCCAACAUCUCCAAAUCAACUGGGGGCCCAAGACUGCCUAGUCCAGCAUUGAAUUAUUUCGCACAGGUUCCUCAGAAGCUUCAGAACUCUCUGAAGUUACGUCUGAAGCAGUUGUUGAAAACCAAUCAUGUUCCUGGUUUUGGAAAACCUGCUGUGCCUACAGAGGAAGAAUCAGAUUCUUCUUUCGAGGUUGACUUGGAUAAGCAGCUUCAGGCUUGGCGAAGUAACUCAAACUGGUCUGAUGAGCCCCCAGAAAUUAAGGUCAGUGUACCAAAAGGGUCUCUAUGCAACCUGAAUGUGAGAUUUAAGGCUGGAUUACCGCCGGAUGCAAUCUAUAAUAUUGUCAUUGAUCCGGAAAACAAAAGAGUAUUUAAAAACAUCAAGGAAGUAAUUUCAAGAAAGGUCUUGGUUGACGAGGGCCAGAGGCAGGUUGUUGAGGUGGAGCAGGCUGCAAUAUGGCGAUUCCUUUGGUGGUCUGGAACAAUAGCAGUGCACGUUUUCGUCGAUCAAAAUCGGAAAGAUCAUACUGUAAAAUUUAAGCAAGGUAAAUCGGGUUUCAUGGAAAGAUUCGAGGGCUGCUGGAAAGUAGAGCCUUUGUUCGUGGACGAGCAAACUUGCCUUCCUUUUAGGCCAAAGACAUUUGCAGAGUAUAACACAUGCACGGGAGGUAAAGGGAGGGUUGGAUCUCUCGUGAGCUUGGAUCAGCUGAUCCAGCCAUCGAUCGUCCCUCCGCCGCCCAUUUCAUGGUAUCUUCGCGGGAUCACCACAAAGACCACCGAAAUGCUCAUAAAUGAUCUUCUAGCUGAGGCCACUCGGCUACGAAGAUCCAUUAGUGAUGCAGAACUGAUGCAAGACAUUGAAGCAAGAUCAGUUAGUGGUAGUAAAGAGUUAGUACUUUCCAGUGUUAACGAUAUAAAGGAAAGAUGGCAACAAAGAAGAAGCGCGAGGCAUCGGAGAAGAUUGGAAAGAGUGUCAGUACAUUGAACUCUUUUCGUAAGAUUUUAAAUUCUUUCUCCUGCUGUACGUUCUUUCAUCGAAGCAAUUGCAGUAGUUAAACAUACACGGUUAUAGCUUCUUGUUACAGUUGCUGUAACAUUAUGAUAAACUCAAUUACUGUUUGCAGUGUUGUAUGUUUAAUGGCAAUUUGGGUAAUAUGAUUAGAAUUCUCAUGAGUUAUUUCUUUUUCA